Molecule: messenger RNA, 3564 nt
Organism: Octopus bimaculoides (California two-spot octopus)
Lineage: Eukaryota; Metazoa; Mollusca; Cephalopoda; Octopoda; Octopodidae
Product: traB domain-containing protein
Source: RefSeq, a predicted model, not a curated record
ACAUGCCACGUGUACUGUGACCGCAUAGAUUGAUGACGUCAUAGUUUGUUGUGUACACAAGCAUAUCUCCUCUAUUAGUAAUGGCUGAGCAUCAAGUUGAUACGACGAGUUUGCCAGAUGCUGCUAAAAAGCCAGACAAAAUCAGUGACUUCAGCAAUGACCUCAACACCAAUCUAUCACUGUUAACAUCUCUGGAACAGGAGUCAGAUAGAAUAGCUUUCCUCGAUGAUUCUGGCCCAGAGAAGCUGGAAAAUAUGUCUGACAGCACUAUACCCAAGUUAAGUGCAGUUGACAGUUUAGAAGUAUUUUCUGAUCCUGACAGUGAUCUGGUGACAUAUAGCGGAGAUGAAUCAGAAAUUGAUGAUGAUGACGACGACGAUGAUGAUAAUGACCAGAAUUCUUUACAUUCGGUGCGACACAUUACAAAAAUUGAACUUCCAUCAACUGUGACUGUUCUGCUUACUGAACACGGCAGCAAAGUAUAUAUUGUUGGGACAGCACACUUUAGUCUGGAGAGUCAAGAAGAUGUGGCGAAGACCAUUCAGUGUGUAAAACCAGACAUUGUGAUGGUAGAGCUGUGCAGUAGUCGUGUAAAUAUAUUACAAUUGGAUGAAGAGACCCUUUUGGAAGAAGCUAAAAACAUAAACUUAGAGAAGAUAAAACUUUCUAUUAAACAGAGUGGAGUUGUUCAAGGUUGCUUACAUCUACUUCUUCUCAGCCUCUCUGCACAUUUAACCAAGGAACUUGGGAUGGCACCAGGGGGUGAGUUCCGAAGAGCUUUUAAAGAGGCAUUAAACAUUCCUGGGUGUGACUUCCAUCUGGGGGAUCGUCCAAUUCAGGUGACACUACGUAGGGCACUACAGUCUUUGUCUUGGUGGCAGAAACUACGUUUGACCUGGUUUCUACUAACAACUAAAGAACCCAUUACGAAAGAGGAUGUAGAAAUGUGUAAACAGAAAGAUUUACUAGAACAAAUGCUGAAAGAAAUGACAGGAGAAUUUCCUGCACUUAGCCGUGUAUUUGUUGAAGAGCGAGACAUUUUCUUGGCAUACUCACUUAAAAAACUCUCUAAACCUGAUCCUGAAAGUAAGACCAAUCCUAUUGUUGUUGGUGUUGUUGGUCUUGGACACAUACCUGGAAUUGUACAGAACUGGGAUAAAGACUGUGAUAUUAAAGAAAUUAUGAAGUGUCCACCACCAUCAAUUGCUGGUCGCUUGUUUCGCUGGACGUUCCGUGCUUCCCUGGUUGGCAUAUUCUCAUGGGGGUGCUAUCGAUUCUACAAAUGGACAGUCGCCAAUGUCAGUUGAGAAGGAGUCUUCAAAUUCAGACCUCUGUGCUGAGUGUUUUCGCUCUAAUGUUCUCAGCGCUUACUCACAUGACAAUUGCUUGACAAUGGUCCAAUAACCUUCUCCUUGCAGCUCUAAUGUGUCUCGGUUGAAGUCACUCAACUAAAGUCAUUCUAACUUUUAGUUAUCUCCCCUUCCUCCAAUCAUUUUCUCUAACAUUACCAUAAGUCAUUGACUGACCAUGCGACAAUGACAAAAAGGUCUUCGACAAACAUUUUACCCUAAAAAUACAUGUAUCACAUCAGUCAGGCAUCAUGGCAGUUUACAUAUGGUUUUCAUCAAAAUUAUUAAAUUUCUGUUCAGUUAUUAAACACUGUUAACCAAAGAAUACUACUAUUAUCAGGGCAAUGGAUUGGUGGAAUUGGUUGACCAGUAAACAAAAAAAAAUGCCUUGUAGUAUUUAUUUAUGUCCCUUCCAUUACUGUGAGUUCAAAUCCACUAGGGUUGAUUUUACCUUUCAUCCUUCUGGGUUUGAUAAACUAAGUUCCUGUGAAAUACUGGAGGAUAUAGAUGCAAUCAACUAUAUCUUUCCCUCAAAUUUGUCGCAUUUUGCCUAAUUCAGCAAUUGUUAUCAUCACCAUCAACAUAAUAAUUAAUCCUGUGCUGAUAGAUCAUGAAGUGACAGUAAGUUUUUAGCAAAUCACUUCAGACUUGAUUUUCUUGUUGAGGUUAUUUCAUUUAUAUUUCUAAGGCUUGAGGGAAAGGCAAAAAUACUACACAUUCUUGUUGCUUCCUCUUCCAUAAAUUUUUUAAAUGACCCAACUAAUUAAUAGGGAUAUGGCAAGGCAAGUGGAUAGGCUACCAGCUGUCUAGUCGUGAUUAUUUGUAAAUUUUAUCUCAUUACCGACAUACCAUGCUCCCAAGACAGCUAACUCUAUUCGCCUAACUUGCUUAUUUUUAUUCUUAGAGGGUGGUGGAUUAAUCAGAAUAGAGUGUUGGACAAAACACCUUGCAGCAUUUAGUGACAUCUCUUUACAUUCUUAGAUUGAAUCUCAGUGAGAUGGGCUUUUCUUUUCAUCAUUAAGGAGUUGAUAAAAUAAGUACCAGUCAAUUACUGAGUUUGAUUAAAAUGGACUGAAAACUUGUGGCUAUGUUAGAAAUCAUCAUUAAUAUUAUUAAAGCGGUGAGUUGCAGAAUCCCCAAACUAUCAGAAAAUAUGCCUUUACAUUCAAAGCACUUUUGUAAGGUCCCUUUACCUUUGUCUUCUGAUGAAGUUGUGUGGGGCAAUUUCCCCACCUCUUCAAUUUAUGGUCUCAUGCCUAUGUUAAAUUAAUUCAUGAGCAGUUGUUUGACAGAAUCAUUAAAGGUAUUGGACAAAAUUCUUUGCAGUAUUUGUUCCUGCUUGUUACGUUCUGAGUUCAAAGCCUGCUGAGAUCAACUUUACUUUUCAUUCUUCCAAGGGCAUUAAAAUAAAGUACUAAUGAAGUACAGAGGUUGUUGUAAUCAACUAGCUCCUCCCGCCAAAUUUCUGGCCUUGUGCCUGUAAUUAAUAGGGCAAUGGAAUGCUGAACAAAAAUACACCUUCAGGUACAUUCCUUUAGAUUUUAAAUUCAAAUUCUGCCAAGGUCGGCUUUGCCUGCCAUUCUUCUGAGAUUGAUAAAAUAAAGUUUAGUCAUGUAUAGAGUAAUUUCAAAUUACUAUGUCUCUCCCUUUAUAAAUUUGUGGCCUUGUGCCAUUGUAAGAAACCAUCAUCAUUUAUUAAUGUGAUGAACUAAAUAAAUGGCUUGUGAGUCAAUAUCCUAUAAUUGGCAGGCAUCGCAUUUGUUUUUUUAGAUUUAAGCCAUUUCAGAAAUCUUCAAUAAUUUCAUUAUUUAUUUUGGAAACUUCUGUGUUUAAAUAAUUAUUCACAUUUCUUUCUUUUGGUCUCUAUUCCCACCUUCAGAAUAGUCCUUGAAGAUUCAACAUUGAAAAAAAAAAAAAAAUCCCCUUUUCACUUGCUACCCUAAUUUGUGAUGAAUUUUCAAGCAGUCACCCUUUUGAGUAUGCAUGUAUUUUGGUGGAAAGUUACUUACUGCUCUCUAGUGAUUUUCUCCAUGCCAACAACAUCUCAGUCUGUCAAUACAUGUACUGAUUUUCUUACAAGAUUAUUUCAAGAAAUGUAAAGGAGGAUAAAAAAAAAAUCUGUUUUGGUCUUUUUUCUUUUUUACCUCUCUCUCUCUCUCUCUCUUCCAGAAGAAAUAAAAUGUCUAUGAUUUUGUCAACUUUUAUCAAUCAGAAA